Capra hircus (goat) is the source of this 6219-nucleotide messenger RNA. RefSeq names its product ELKS/RAB6-interacting/CAST family member 2 (gene ERC2). The record is from RefSeq and is a predicted model, not a curated record. Lineage: Eukaryota; Metazoa; Chordata; Mammalia; Artiodactyla; Bovidae. Gene Ontology annotation, molecular function: structural constituent of presynaptic active zone. The transcript has 19 exons. Gene Ontology annotation, biological process: regulation of synaptic plasticity; maintenance of presynaptic active zone structure; neuromuscular synaptic transmission. Bases 276 to 3185 code for a protein of 969 amino acids. Gene Ontology annotation, cellular component: cytoskeleton of presynaptic active zone.
CUUCUCCUCCUCCCGAUCCUGCACGCUCGGGCUCCGGCUCUGGCGCCGGCUCCGGCUCCUCCCGGCCGCCCGGGGCCAGGAGACGUGAGGUUGUAAAAAUCCAUGUGGGACGGCCCCGGGGCGAGCAUCGGAAAGAUCUCUGUUUGGAUGCAUUUUCCAGUACAGAUUAUGAAAAGAAUGCGGUGAAAAUUCUGGCCAACGGUGGAAACAUUGGCUUAAUCUCCAACUCAAUAUAGCAUUCCUUCUCUUCUGUAGCACCUCAUAAGAAAGGAAAAAUGUAUGGAAGUGCAAGAACAAUCACCAAUCUGGAAGGUAGCCCUUCCAGAUCACCUCGUUUGCCACGGUCUCCUCGUCUGGGCCACCGAAGAACAAGUAGUGGGGGAGGUGGAGGAACAGGCAAGACUCUGUCCAUGGAGAAUAUCCAGUCCCUUAAUGCAGCCUAUGCUACAUCUGGACCCAUGUAUCUGAGUGAUCAUGAGGGGGUGGCUUCAACAACUUACCCAAAGGGCACUAUGACUCUGGGAAGGGCCACAAAUCGAGCUGUAUAUGGAGGCCGAGUCACAGCUAUGGGGAGUAGUCCCAAUAUUGCCUCUGCUGGACUUUCCCACACAGAUGUCCUUUCAUACACGGAUCAGCAUGGCGGUCUGACCAGCUCAUCCCAUCAUCACCACCACCAGGUCCCCUCCAUGUUGAGGCAGGUAAGAGAUAGCACCAUGUUAGAUCUUCAGGCCCAGCUCAAGGAACUUCAGAGAGAGAAUGACCUCCUACGAAAAGAGCUCGACAUCAAGGAUAGCAAGUUGGGAUCUUCCAUGAACAGUAUCAAGACCUUCUGGAGUCCUGAGCUCAAGAAGGAGAGAGUCUUGAGGAAAGAAGAGGCAGCUCGGAUGUCUGUCCUCAAGGAGCAGAUGAGGGUUUCCCAUGAAGAAAAUCAGCACCUUCAGUUGACAAUCCAGGCCCUUCAAGAUGAGCUGCGAACCCAGAGAGACCUCAACCACCUCCUGCAGCAAGAGAGUGGCAACCGAGGAGCAGAGCACUUCACCAUUGAACUGACGGAGGAGAACUUCCGGCGGCUCCAAGCUGAGCAUGACAGACAGGCUAAGGAGCUGUUCCUGUUGAGGAAGACCUUGGAGGAAAUGGAGCUGAGAAUUGAAACACAGAAACAGACCCUCAAUGCCCGAGACGAGUCAAUUAAAAAGCUUCUUGAGAUGUUGCAGAGUAAAGGUUUGCCGUCCAAAAGUCUUGAGGAUGACAAUGAACGGACGCGUCGGAUGGCAGAGGCUGAGUCUCAAGUCAGCCACUUGGAAGUGAUUUUAGACCAGAAAGAGAAGGAAAACAUACAUCUUAGAGAGGAAUUACACCGAAGAAGCCAACUUCAGCCGGAGCCAGCCAAGACGAAGGCUCUCCAGACUGUCAUUGAAAUGAAGGACACAAAAAUCGCUUCAUUGGAGCGAAACAUAAGGGAUCUUGAGGAUGAGAUCCAGAUGUUAAAAGCCAAUGGUGUGUUGAACACUGAGGACCGUGAAGAAGAGAUAAAACAAAUAGAGGUUUACAAAAGUCACUCCAAGUUCAUGAAAACCAAGAUUGAUCAGUUGAAGCAGGAGCUUUCAAAGAAAGAGUCAGAACUUCUUGCCUUACAAACAAAGCUUGAAACUCUUAGCAAUCAGAAUUCAGAUUGCAAGCAACACAUUGAAGUGCUUAAAGAGUCACUUACUGCCAAAGAACAGAGAGCUGCCAUUCUUCAGACUGAGGUAGAUGCACUGAGAUUACGGCUAGAAGAGAAAGAAUCUUUUCUCAAUAAAAAAACGAAACAGCUGCAGGACCUCACAGAAGAGAAGGGGACACUGGCUGGAGAGAUUCGAGACAUGAAGGAUAUGUUAGAAGUGAAGGAAAGGAAAAUCAAUGUUCUUCAGAAAAAGAUUGAAAACUUACAAGAACAGCUUAGGGAUAAAGACAAGCAACUGACCAAUCUGAAAGACAGAGUGAAGUCCUUGCAGACUGAUUCCAGUAACACAGACACUGCACUGGCGACGCUCGAGGAGGCUUUGUCAGAGAAGGAAAGAAUAAUUGAGCGUUUGAAAGAACAAAGGGAGAGAGAUGAUCGGGAAAGACUAGAAGAGAUAGAAUCAUUCCGAAAAGAAAACAAAGACCUGAAAGAGAAGGUCAAUGCUUUACAAGCUGAACUGACGGAAAAAGAGUCUAGUUUAAUUGACCUCAAGGAACAUGCAUCUUCAUUAGCCUCAGCAGGGCUGAAAAGGGACUCCAAAUUAAAAUCUCUAGAAAUAGCCAUUGAACAAAAGAAAGAAGAAUGUAGCAAAUUGGAAGCACAGUUAAAAAAGCAAGCUGAGCAGUUGUUCAAUCAGAUGUACAACCCAGCUCAUAAUAUUGAAGAUGACUCCAGGAUGAACCCAGAAUUUGCAGACCGGAUAAAACAGCUUGACAAAGAGGCGUCUUACUACCGUGAUGAGUGUGGCAAGGCCCAAGCAGAAGUUGACCGGUUGCUGGAGAUCCUCAAGGAGGUGGAGAAUGAAAAGAAUGACAAGGACAAGAAAAUUGCAGAACUUGAGAGCUUGACUCUCAGGCAUAUGAAGGAUCAGAACAAGAAGGUGGCUAACCUGAAGCACAAUCAACAGUUGGAAAAAAAGAAGAACGCCCAGUUACUGGAAGAAGUCCGCAGGCGAGAGGAUAGCAUGGCUGACAACUCUCAGCAUUUGCAGAUAGAAGAGCUGAUGAAUGCACUGGAGAAGACCAGACAGGAGCUGGAUGCCACCAAGGCUCGCCUUGCCUCCACGCAGCAGUCCCUGGCUGAGAAAGAAGCGCACCUGGCCAACCUCCGGACAGAGAGGAGGAAGCAGCUGGAGGAGAUCCUAGAGAUGAAACAGGAAGCACUUCUUGCAGCAAUCAGUGAAAAAGAUGCGAACAUUGCCUUGCUGGAACUGUCUGCCUCCAAGAAGAAAAAGACACAAGAAGAAGUCAUGGCCCUCAAGCGGGAAAAAGAUCGACUAGUGCAUCAGUUAAAGCAGCAGACCCAAAACAGAAUGAAGCUGAUGGCGGACAACUACGAUGAGGACCACCACCAUUACCACCACCACCAUCACCACCACCACCACCGGUCCCCUGGGAGGUCGCAGCAUUCCAAUCACAGGCCCUCUCCUGACCAGGAUGACGAGGAGGGCAUAUGGGCAUAGCCGGGCCCGUAAACCAAAGUUCCAGUUUUGUUUUGAGGGCUAUCAGAAGGGCUGACUAAAGGGCAAGCGCAGCUCUGCAGCAAUAUUCUGAUAAUCUAUUGCAGUGCAGCUCACAUCGCUGUUCACCACCACCUGGAGCGCUCACGGAGACUGAAGAGGAGCUUCACCUUCGUUACUGAGCACGGUUCUGUUCGACUCAGUGUUUCCUUCAUCACCUCCUGUCCUUUCCCAUGGAUUCAGACACGCUGGAGAGGAGGAUGUGGAGGACGGGGAGACAGUGGCAGGUCCUCCAUUUUUUGGUCGGGAUACGGGCAUUUAAAAUGUGUUCAUCUCUUCUGAAUGUCAUUAUUUGAUAACAUUUUACUUCUGUUACUUAAACUUCACGGGAUGAAUCUGAACUCCAUGGGAUCGUAACUGUGGAUUCCGCUUCUGUUGGACAACUAGCUUCAUCUUCCGUCUCUCUGCUGGUUCAGUCUAAGUGGUCAUCUCUAAUGCAUUAGAUUAUCAAAAAAUGUGAAUUCUGUGAGUGAGUGAGUGAGUGGUGCUGGUAGUGUUUGUAUACCGAGAUGCAUGGAGUGUUUGACAGAGAAACCAAAGCACCAAAAAUGGUGAGCCUUUACCCUCCUCUGUUUCUUUAAUCUGCGGUUUGAAGAACCACAUUUCGAUGGUGGAACCAGUCGUUACCUCUGGGCCAGGUUGGAAAUGAAAUCAAUUCUUUAAACCACUAAUACUUGCCAAGAAAUCGCCUUAUGAGAACAUGGUGUGUGUCUCUGACAAUGCAUGGCACAUCUAAAUCGAUCGUUCAUAGUUCUCUUGACCCUGUGUUUGUGCUGGGGAGUGGCUGCAGCCUGAGGCGCCUGCAUAUUUCUAUCCCAUGUGUGUCUCACGUCCCGCACAGUGGGGCCGCAGCCAAGCCUCAGACUCUCGCCAUUCCCGUACAUCCGGGUCUCCACGAAGAAGCUGGGAUUCAUUCAUACUCAAAAUCCAAACGCUGUCCAAACAGCGAGUGUACGCUUAGAUCUUCUGUAAAUGAAAGGUCAUUUCUCAUUUUUCUUUUUGAAAAGAAGUCUCCAACAUGGAUUCCAAAACAUUUUCAGCAUCACACAUGAAAACACUGAUGAAUGAGGAAUAAUCACAAAAGCUGUGUAUCUGUAUAUAGCUCUACACAACAUGUUUGUGGUACAGAGUCAUUAUUUAAAGCACAUGCCAGGGAGAGAGACCACAUUUUCAGGUCUUUUACAUACAGUGACAUGGUCCCGAGGAUAAUUAAACUCCUCCUGCUUCCUCUCAGAUUAAAAAAAAAAAAAGAAAUAAAGUUGUUGUAACUUCAUGAAACUCGUGACCGAGUCUGGAAAACAUGUGCAACUCUUGUAUUGAUCCAUUUCCUUGUCAAUGAAAGAAACCCUUCCACGUGUAUGCAAGUGGGGGAUGAAAAUCUGCAUUUCUAAAGGACAAACAGUGAAUUUAAGCAUGAGUGGCCUUAAUAAAUAUAGUCGUCUUUCUUUGCUACUGUGGAAAGGAUUCUAAGCAGAUGUUCCUGAAGUCUUGCAUUGAAUUUAGUUGUUAUUAUUACUUCUUAAAAUGUUGGUGCAAUUAACUCUGGACCUCUCUCGUGAGCCAUAGAGAGAUUUAAAAGUCAGACACCUUAUUUAUCUAUCUGAGAAGACGAAGCUGUGUCUGGGUUGCGCUGUUCAUCCUUGGUGCAUUAAGAGUAGUAUAUUUAAGCAGGUUUCUCGCUUCUGGCUUUGUUCUUGUCCUAAGUAUUGCGAAUUGUGUAAAGCUUUCAUGUUGCGCAAGCAAUCCAAAUACAUCCAUGUUUAAUAAGUUUGUCCUUUAACUAUCAAGGCAAUCUAGUUCUUGACUGGAGAAACGAGCAGAGUUCUUCGCAAAAGUUAUUUCGCACACUUUGACAUAAUGUCUCCCUGAAAACCCAGGCCUCCUCCAACUCAUGGCUGUGAACAGUUUGAGCAUCCUUAAACAGGCAGCCUCACUGCCUCCUACAGCCAGAUCCUGAUCUGAACUCUGCCACUGAAUACUUGAAGUAGGAAAGCCACUAGGCAGUGAGCGUCCUAGAAGCAGAGAAAGCAACCAACCAUGAAUAGUUAGCGAUUUCCCAGUGUGUGCCAAUUCUGUCCCAGCUGUUGUUUUGAGGGCUCAUUUUUGCCCCACUUUUGUUUGCCUAAAGUAUUACUGAUGUUCCUUUUAUGGAACAAUUAUCAUUUAGUCCCUUAAAAAUUAAAUGAUGUCUAAUAUAGCAUCUUUCCAUUAUGCAUCACGUAAUAUUCUCUGAUGUUGAGGGGCUACCAAAAAAUUCCCUUUUCACGUAUUAAAAAUAGUUUGUGUUUACAGCAAGCAACUGUGCUGUUGGGAAGACGUUUCCUUUGCACAGACUUUAGCAGGUUUCCCCCUUGAUCAUAAUCAAGCUGAGAAAGUUGAGGCUGACGUUUAGGAGAAGUUGGUCUUCUUGCUUUGUGCAAAAGCAAGCUUGUACUUUAUACCCCUUUUGAUUUCAAUGUACAGUCUCGAUUUUGUACUUAAUGAUUUUUGUGUAUCCAGUAUGCACGUUAACAGCGUGUCAACUUUCAUUUAAAAGUGGGUUUCCAUUUACUUUUUAAACAGUGUUCAUGACGAGACCUCAAAUGUGUUGACAUAAGCUCUAUCUGAGAUGUUUUUGUGUUGAGUGGCGUUUGAAUGCUGCCAGGGGUCAGUGUAUCUAAUUCCCAGAGACCCUCGUUUGAUAGUGCUUCUUGUAAUAUUUCUCCAAGUGAGUGGCAUGUGGGUUGUGAUAUUGACCAUGUGAUUAUGGACUUCGAUAUGAAAAAAAUAAAUAAAACUAAGGAACCCUCAGAAACUACCAGUGGGCAUGUAGUAGCCAGUCAUUGUAACCUCGUGUCUAGUAGAAGUACAACGUACAAGGUAUGUACAGUUCAUAACUUUGUUAUCAUGUGUAUGAGAAGUACUUUGUGCUGAUCGCCUUAUUUAUAUUCAUCAAAUAAACUUUGUUUCUUUCUGAAGCGGGUUCAUUCCAUCUCGA